This is a messenger RNA of Oncorhynchus keta (chum salmon), 4496 nucleotides long. RefSeq names its product plastin-3-like. NCBI's taxonomy places the organism in Eukaryota, Metazoa, Chordata, Actinopteri, Salmoniformes, Salmonidae. The transcript has 15 exons. Gene Ontology annotation, biological process: actin filament bundle assembly; actin filament network formation. Gene Ontology annotation, cellular component: actin filament bundle; actin filament; cytoplasm. Gene Ontology annotation, molecular function: actin filament binding; calcium ion binding. The record is from RefSeq and is a predicted model, not a curated record. Bases 199 to 2073 code for a protein of 624 amino acids.
GCUGGCCAAUAGGCGGACGAGUGGGCGGACCGGGAGCAGCAGUGGGCGGACCGGGAGCAGGGAGUGGGACCAGGGAUGUGGUUGCAGUGCAGGACGACAGGCAGCGGUGCAGGACGACAGGCAUCCGGAUUGACACAUUGGUGGAGAGAAAACUCAGUGUGAUCAGAGGAGAUAGUGUUUCUCUGGUAGAAACUAAAGAUGGCGGGAAAGAUACCUAAAGAUGAGAUGGAGGAGCUCAGAGAGGCCUUCCAGAAAGUUGAUACUAACAGUAAUGGUUUUAUCUGUGACGUGGAGCUGACUGACCUGUUUAAAGAAGCUAACCUACCGUUGCCGGGAUACAAGGUCAGAGAGAUCAUUAAAAAACUGGACCGCAACAAAGACAACCAGAUCAGCUUCGACGAGUUCCUCUCGAUCGCCAAGGAGCUGAAGGGUGAUGACAUAGCUAAGAGCUUCCGGAAGGCCAUCAACAGGAAGGAGGGGAUUCUGGCGAUAGGAGGAACCAGUGAGCUGUCCAGUGAAGGAACACAACACUCAUUCUCAGAGGAGGAGCGUUACGCGUUUGUUAACUGGAUCAAUGCAGCGCUGGAGAAGGACCCUGACUGUAAACACGUCCUCCCUAUGAACCCCAACACCCCCAACAGUUUGUUCACUGCUGUGGGAGACGGCAUCAUUCUCUGUAAAAUGAUCAACCUGUCAGUCCCAGACACCAUUGAUGAGAGGACAAUCAAUAAGAAGAAGCUCACUCCCUUCACCAUACAGGAGAAUCUCAACCUGGCUCUGAAUUCUGCCUCUGCUAUUGGUUGUCAUGUAGUGAACAUCGGAGCUCUGGAUCUGAGAGAGGGGAAACCACAUCUGGUACUGGGCCUGCUGUGGCAAAUCAUCAAGAUAGGGCUGUUCGCUGAUAUAGAACUCAGUAGGAACGAAGCCCUAGCUGCGUUGCUGCGUGAGGGAGAGAGUCUGGAGGAUUUGAUGAAGCUGUCUCCUGAAGAGCUUCUGCUCCGCUGGGCUAACUUUCACCUAGAGAAUGCUGGCUUCAGCAAGAUCAACAACCUCUCCUCUGACAUCAAGGACUCUAGGGCUUACUAUCACCUGCUGAACAUGAUCGCUCCUGACGGCAGAAAAGAGAACGAGCAACGCAUUGAGAUCAACAUGUCUGGAUACAAUGAGAAAGAUGACCUGCGCAGGGCAGAGAGUAUGCUGGUUCAGGCUGACAGGUUGGGCUGUAGACAGUUUGUGACCCCCACUGAUGUGGUCUGUGGGAACCCCAAACUCAACCUGGCGUUCGUUGCCAACCUGUUUAAUAAAUACCCAUCACUCACCAAGCCUGAGGGGCAGGACCUGGACUGGGCCAAACUGGAGGGUGAGACGAGAGAGGAGAGAACCUUCAGGAACUGGAUGAAUUCUCUGGGAGUCAACCCUCAUGUUAACCAUAUAUACGGUGAUCUGUUAGAUGCGCUGGUCAUCCUCCAGCUGUAUGAGAGGAUUAAGGUUGCAGUGGACUGGGACCACAAAGUCAACCGCCCUCCCUACCCCAAGCUAGGGGCCAACAUGAAGAAGCUGGAGAACUGUAACUACGCAGUGGACCUCGGGAAGGCCAAGGCAGGGUUCUCUCUGGUCGGCAUCGGAGGACAGGACCUUAACGACGGAAACCCCACCCUCACCCUGGCUCUGGUCUGGCAACUGAUGAGGAGAUACACUCUGAAUGUUCUGGAGGACCUUGGACAUGGAGAGGCUGCUAAUGAUGACCUCAUCAUCAACUGGGUCAACAGAACCCUGACUGGAGCCGGGAAGAACUCUAAGAUCUCCAGCUUCAAGGAUCGUGUUAUCAGCAGUAGUCUUCCUGUCCUGGACCUGAUUGACUCCAUCCAGCCACGCAGCGUGAACUAUGACCUUGUCAAGACUGGAACGCUCUCCGACGUCGACAGAUUGGACAAUGCCAAGUACGCUGUGUCCAUGGCAAGGAAGAUCGGAGCCCGUGUGUACGCCCUACCAGAGGACCUGGUGGAGGUGAAACCUAAGAUGGUGAUGACUGUGUUCGCCUGCCUCAUGGGACGGGGUAUGAAGAGGGAAUAGCACUUCAGCCACACCAUCAGCCUGUGCCUCAGCCUCUAGCCUGUUUGCUAAAAGGCUUCUGGCUUAAACAAUGAAAACAGCCAUAUUAUAUUAGAUACAUAUUGAAUGAAAGUGGCCAUACUGCUCCACAGCUGAUUUGAUGACUCUGAUCUGAUUUGAUGACUCUGGUCUGAUUUGAUGACUCUGGUCUGAUUUGAUGACUCUGGUCUGAUUUGAUGACUCUGGUCUGAUUUGAUGACUCUGGUCUGAUUUGAUGACUCUGAUCUGAUUUGAUGACUCUGAUCUGAUUUGAUGACUCUGAUCUGAUUUGAUGACUCUGGUCUGAUUUGAUGACUCUGAUCUGAUUUGAUGACUCUGAUCUGAUUUGAUGACUCUGGUCUGAUUUGAUGACUCUGGUCUGAUUUGAUGACUCUGGUCUGAUUUGAUGACUCUGGUCUGAUUUGAUGACUCUGGUCUGAUUUGAUGACUCUGGUCUGAUUUGAUGACUCUGGUCUGAUUUGAUGACUCUGGUCUGAUUUGAUGACUCUGAUCUGAUUUGAUGACUCUGAUCUGAUUUGAUGACUCUGGUCUGAUUUGAUGACUCUGAUCUGAUUUGAUGACUCUGAUCUGAUUUGAUGACUCUGAUCUGAUUUGAUGACUCUGGUCUGAUUUGAUGACUCUGUAUAUCUGCCUUUAACUUAAGACACAGUGUCACACUGUAUGUGAUGCUGUAGCUUUUCGUUGACCUCUGUGGUGAACAUGAGACUGGACUAUGGCUGUUUAAGGACAUGUCAUGUGGGGGAUGACUGGAAUCGCUCUCACAACAGUUCUUAGUUGAGAGAUUGGACUCGAAGGUUCUGUAGGAUUAGAGAGAGAGAGAGAGACAGAGAGAGAUAGAGAUUGAGAGAGAGAGAUAUAUAUAGAUUGAGAGAGAAAGACAGAGAGAUAGAGAGAGAGAGAAAGACCGAGCGAUAGAGAGAGUGUGUUGCUUUGAUUCAAAGAUUUUUCAUCGAAUGGCCUUAAAGUUCAGUCGUAAACGGGUCCCUAUGUCCCUAGUUUAGAUUAUUGACCAAAUUACACAAAACAUACCUACACAAUAGAGUAUUCCAUGUUAUUAGUAUGUUUGACUGGUAUAUAUGGAAUCCCAUGUUAUUAGUAUGUUAUUAGUAUGUUUUACUGGUAUAUAUGGUAUCCCAUGUUAUUAGUAUGUUAUUAGUAUGUUUUACUGGUAUAUAUGGCAUCCCAUGUUAUUAGUAUGUUUUACUGGUAUAUAUGGCAUCCCAUGUUAUUAGUAUGUUAUUAGUAUGUUUUACUGGUAUAUAUGGCAUCCCAUGUUAUUAGUAUGUUAUUAGUAUGUUUUACUGGUAUAUAUGGCAUCCCAUGUUAUUAGUAUGUUUUACUGGUAUAUAUGGCAUCCCAUGUUACUAGUAUGUUUUACUGGUAUAUAUGGCAUCCCAUGUUAUUAGUAUGUUUUACUGGUAUAUAUGGCAUCCCAUGUUACUAGUAUGUUUUACUGGUAUAUAUGGCAUCCCAUGUUAUUAGUAUGUUUUACUGGUAUAUAUGGCAUCCCAUGUUAUUAGUAUGUUUUACUGGUAUAUAUGGCAUUCCAUGUUAUUAGUAUGUUUGACUGGUAUAUAUGGCAUCCCAUGUUAUUAGUAUGUUAUUAGUAUGUUUUACUGGUAUAUAUGGCAUUCCAUGUUAUUAGUAUGUUACUAGUAUGUUUGACUGGUAUAUAUGGCAUCCCAUGUUAUUAGUAUGUUUGACUGGUAUAUAUGGCAUCCCAUGUUAUUAGUAUGUUUUACUGGUAUAUAUGGCAUCCCAUGUUAUUAGUAUGUUUUACUGGUAUAUAUGGCAUCCCAUGUUAUUAGUAUGUUUUACUGGUAUAUAUGGCAUCCCAUGUUAUUAGUAUGUUUGACUGGUAUAUAUGGCAUCCCAUGUUAUUAGUAUGUUUGACUGGUAUAUAUGGCAUCCCAUGUUAUUAGUAUGUUUGACUGGUAUAUAUGGCAUCCCAUGUUAUUAGUAUGUUAUUAGUAUGUUUGACUGGUAUAUAUGGCAUCCCAUGUUAUUAGUAUGUUUGACUGGUAUAUAUGGCAUCCCAUGUUAUUAGUAUGUUUGACUGGUAUAUAUGGCAUCCCAUGUUAUUAGUAUGUUUGACUGGUAUAUAUGUUAUUAGUAUGUUUGACUGGUAUAUAUGGCCAUGCCUUUAACAGAAAGGUAGCCAAUCAACUAUGCAUAAACAAUCUUUUUUGUUGUUGAAAUAAUGUAGUCGUUGAAAAGCAAAGCUUUAAAUGUCCCUGACCAGUUAGUGAUGUGUAAUGGAACCUGUUAAAACACUACUAUCGUUGGUGAGGAAGGAUUUGGGGAGAGAAGCCUGUCUGAGUUACAGAGUCCUGUCUAUACAGACGCCAUGAUCCUGAACGGAUUAAAUACAAAUCUUCACGAUA